Fonticula alba is the source of this 2477-nucleotide messenger RNA. RefSeq lists its product as hypothetical. The record is from RefSeq and is a predicted model, not a curated record. The transcript is spliced from 2 exons. NCBI's taxonomy places the organism in Eukaryota, Rotosphaerida, Fonticulaceae. The coding region runs from base 1 to 2106 and encodes 701 amino acids.
AUGGAUCCCACCAGCGGGCACCCCUCGGCGGACAGCCGGCCGGUCCCGGUGCCGGUGGCCCGGCUUGAGCACCUUCACCAGGAGAAGGACCUCCUGGAGGGACGCCUCUCGGCCAUCGAUGGGCUGAUCGAGCAGCACUUCCCGGAGGCACUUGUUGACCGGACGGCCGCGGUGGCCCCGGCCCCGGCCGCGCCCGGUGCCCCCCUCGAGGACUGGGAAAUCGAGUGGGAGAUCGAUCAGUCGAUGGCACGCGCGAAGGCCCCCCCGGAACCCCAGCAGCCCAUGCCCCUGCCCGCCAUGAUGGACUUGUCUUCCGAUGCCCCGGACUCGGACGACCAUUCUACCGAGCCCGACUUCGAUCCGGCCACCGAUUCGGACCAGGACCCGGGCCCGGAGUCGCAAGAGGACCCCGGCGAUCUGGACGAUGGGCACGCUGCGCAUGACACCCAGGAUGACCAUCUCGAUGGUGGCGAUGGUGACGGCGACGCCGGUGAGGACCAUCGCGGCCGCGAUCACCAGGACGAUGAGGAAAAUGAGGAUGGCGCUCCUCGGCUCCGGCGCCGGUGCCACGACGCGCGCCUCACCCUGGACGCGGAUGGCCAAGUCAGCCUGCUGGGGUCCAUCCUGCUGGACCACGACCAUUCUCCGGAGGCCGGGGACCUGGACCGGCCGGUGAUCUUGCUCAACUGGACGGCCAUGUCCAAUGGGGCCAUCAACUCCGACCAGGUGACCAACCUGUACCUGGAGGAUGAGAACUUCGGCCGGCCGGGCUACGAGCCGACCAACCCGCUGGCCAUUUCGUACCUUCGCAUGCAGCGCCGGGUCAUCGAUCUCCUGUAUCACGGCCAGGAGGGCGCCUCCGGAUCGACUGCCGGCCGAAGCACGCGCAAUCGCCAUGGCAACCCGGAGGGCCAUGAUGACGACGAUGACGAGUACCACGACGAGGAGGAUGACAACGAUUACUAUGGCCAGGAGGGGGAUGGCGACUUCUACGGCGAGGAGGACGACUUCUACGGCGAGGAAGAUGACUUCUACGGCGAGGAGGACGAUUUCCACGCUGAGGAGGACGAUUUCCACGCCGAGGAGGAUGACUACCCUGAUCAGGGGCACGAGUCUGCCGAUGGAAGGGACAGCCUCACCCAUGAAGAUGGCGACCUGGAGCACGAGGGCCGCCCCACGCGUGGGGGCAAGCGCUCGCCCGCCAAGGCCCACGGCCCUGGCAUCGAGGAGGGGGCCGCCAUCGAUGAGUAUGAGCAUGAUGAUGAUGAGGAGGAGGAGGAGCAGCAGGAGGAGCAGGACACCGCAGACAGCGACCAUGAGCAUGGGGCCGGCAGCGACUCGGCUCCUCUGUCUGAGGAAGAGCCAGCUGACGACGACGACGACGAUGAUGAUGACGACGACCCGCAUGACUCGCUGCCCUCGGACUUUGAGUCGCACCAGGGCCUGGGCAUGCAUGAUGACUAUGCGUCGGACCUGGCCUCCGAUGGCCUGCCCGACAUGCAGGAGGAGGAGGACUACGAGGAUGAGGAGGAUGCGGCACCGGCACACGACUUCGAGCAGAUGCUCGACCAGCUGUUCGACAUGGGCCUGGCCAUCCACACCACGGCCGACACCUGGGCCGACAACCGGCCGACUACCUUCUUCACUGGCGACGCCACCGGACCGCGCGACUACUGGGCCCCGGUGGAAUACCCCCGGAGUCUGUGCCACGGCAUGCGCGACUCGCUCGACACCUGGCGCUUUGUCCAGUCCCGCUUCUGGUUCUCCGCUACUGAGAAGCUAUCCUUCAGAAUGCUGCAGCGGGAGAUUGCCCUCUGCAACCGGCCUCUUUCCUUCAAGAUCACCCUCCUGGAGGAGCUCCAGCGCCUGGCAACCAAGCAGCCGCACAAGCCCUGCCCGCUGGGCCACUUUGACCCUGCCUCGCCCGCGGCCGAGCUCAACAUCCUCGAUCGCAUCCUGGCCAUGGUUCUCAGCCGGUCGAACGCCCUGCAGAGUUUGGACCACGGCGCGGUCCGGUCCCCAGCUGCCAUCCUCUCUCUUCACAACCGCAUCCGCCAGACCUGGCACGAUGACUUUGGCGGCCUCCCAACAUCGGGCAGCCUGUGAACAUCGGCCCGUCUGUGAGCGUCUCCCUUUCUCCGGCUUUGCCUGCCGUGUCUCCCCCCCUCUCCCUCUGGAGGAUGGACGCCCCUGUGUGUCGACAUACGCCUCCAAGGCACCCCUCUCCCCUUUGUGCCUCCUUCUCGUGGAAGCGCCCUCUCCUCCCCGCCCCCUUCCCCCCUUCUCCGGGCAAUUGCACCAGCAGGGACGGCUCACACUUGGGCAGUUGGAGAAGAGAAAACACAGCGGGGCACCCCGCGCCAAUGCAUCACUUGUUGUCCUAUUCGACCUGCCCAGAUAAAAGCACACCUCGCCGCUCCCGAGGGGAUAGAAGGGGGGGGCAACUUUCUUUCUUUUUUCUUUCUCUCUCUCUCUCU